Fusarium verticillioides 7600 is the source of this 1810-nucleotide messenger RNA. RefSeq lists its product as hypothetical. The record is from RefSeq and is a predicted model, not a curated record. The transcript is spliced from 3 exons. Lineage: Eukaryota; Fungi; Ascomycota; Sordariomycetes; Hypocreales; Nectriaceae. Gene Ontology annotation, cellular component: plasma membrane. Bases 646 to 1497 code for a protein of 283 amino acids.
CCCAAUCACCCCAUUCGGCAUUAGUUUAGUUGAUUCGUCUUCUUUUUCUCCUUCUGCGCCACUACAAGCACUGUAAAAAUGCUUUGACUGCCGCGUAACCCCCCGGUAAACGCCGCGUAAAUGCCAAGUCACAGCCAUUCUUGGCUCUUUUCCGCUGUGAAUCAGCAAGGCUGAUGAGUGAUGAGCACCGCCAUUAACACCGCCGUAAAAUAUCCCGGACUUUAGGAACCGCGGACACGUCCGAGGACCCGAAAGAUCUUCGGCCGUGGAGUAUUUAGUGGUGAUCCAAGCUAACUAAGUUCCCGGCCGAGAAGGAGGGAGAGUUAUCAAAAAGCUUGGAAUUAUCAAGAUCGAAAAAAAAACCCUGGAGUUGCAAUACGUAACGCAGACCCAUAUUAUACUUCCCAAGCCCAAACCCCAAGCAUCGGGAAUAUAAUAAUUGAUACCCUGCCCCUUGUUUCUUGUCCCUUUCCCCUCUCUUUUCGUAUUUGUUCUAUCUAUUUCAUUUACUUUGUCCCUAGGUCAGGUGCUGCUGUCACUGCCUUAUUUGGGUUGACUCUUACGAGUUGCCCUCCCGUAUCACCAGUUUUGCGAAACACCAAGUUUACAGCAACAUCAUCACAUCACUUCACAUAAAAUCACACAAUGGCUGUGAAAGGCAUAUUUUCAUACUGGUGGUUCCCAGUUAUUUCAGGCCUUGUCUGGCUGGGAAUGCUUCUCGGUCUCCUCCUCGAAUGGCAAGUCAAUCAACACGGUCGUCGAUAUCCCACUCAAUCGAUUCACUCCGACAUCGCCUACAUUUCCAACGUCGGCGCAGGCCGUCUCCAGCCUCUCUUCAUCGUCGGCUGCGUCUUGACCUCCAUCUUUCUCGAUGCUGCGUUCUUGUCUGAGCGAUGGCUGCGACAUCGGGGCCGUCUUGUGCCCAACACGACCCUCAUGGAGAAGGUCCUCAGCGGCCUCUCUAUCGCCUUUGCGACCGUUGGAACCGUGGGACUUAUCUGUCUUUCUAUCUUCAAGACUGGCAAGUAUAGCAGACUGCACAACACGUUUCUGGCGCUCUUUAUUGGAGGCUAUUUGUUCUCGGCUGUUUGUAUCUGCUGGGAGUACCAACGCCUUGGAAUCAACUACCGCGAGCAUCGUGUCCUUCGCAUGUCUUUCUGGGUUAAGCUCACCUUCAUCCUCGUAGAGGUCGCCCUCAUCAUCGCCUUUGGCGUGUGCAGCCUCGUCAAGAAGCGAAACGCCGCCGCGGUCCUCGAAUGGGCCAUCUCCUUCAUCUUCACAUUCUAUGCCAUCUCCUUCGUCAUCGACCUCUAUCCUGCCGUUCGCACAAAGAGCCCUGACGCAAGGUAUCAAAAGUCCGCCUACAUGCCUUCUGCCCUCUCUGAUUCGAGGAGCCCCAGUAACGGGUCGCGCAGUAACUUGGAUGCUCCCGCAAACGGUCGCCAAGAUGUCGAGAUGGCGCAGAACGGUAAUCGUGUGCCUCCUAGAGACUUCUAGACAGGUCGCAAAUAUCACACAUAUGCUUGACCCAUCACAUCACAACAAAACUACACUUAAGGCUUGUAAUACUCAACAUACGCGAAACUUUGUGUUCUAUGGACUAAUGCCGGAAUGAUUCCCCCUUUCUUUCUUUGCAUGGCGUUUGGAUCGAGCGAGAAUUGGCGCGUUUACAGGAUUGUAUUACAUGGCUUCGCGUUUUUUGUACAUGAACUAUCUGAUAGAUAGAUUUCAAGGGAACUGCCUUAUGUAUAUUGAUUAGAAAUGAAUUAAACUAUAAACGCAAUAAUCCAGAAUUUAAUAUGGUUCGUCA